Adelges cooleyi (spruce gall adelgid) is the source of this 1736-nucleotide messenger RNA. RefSeq names its product kynurenine/alpha-aminoadipate aminotransferase, mitochondrial-like. Gene Ontology annotation, molecular function: pyridoxal phosphate binding; L-kynurenine:2-oxoglutarate transaminase activity. Gene Ontology annotation, biological process: biosynthetic process. NCBI's taxonomy places the organism in Eukaryota, Metazoa, Arthropoda, Insecta, Hemiptera, Adelgidae. Bases 220 to 1641 code for a protein of 473 amino acids. The record is from RefSeq and is a predicted model, not a curated record. The transcript has 10 exons.
GGUAUGCAUAAUUGUAUCAGUAUUAAAGUAUAAUUCACUACAACCGGCACAGAACAACAGUUUAAGUAGUUAAAUAGUUACAUUGUUCCAAAAGUUCAACAAAUACUUGAAGCAACGCACUUGGAUUCCAACACAGUGAGAGCUAUUGAAACGUUGUAUUUAUAUACUGUUGAGUUGAUUAUUAUUAUUUAAUAUUCGGCAUUAAACUCAGUUCUUGACAUGAAGACAAAAACAAUUAAAUAUUGCUUGGCUUCAUGUGCUGUUACAAAUAAAUUGCAUUUUUCCAUCCGUGUUCUAUCACAAAUGCGCUGUUUGUCCAAAACCGUCUCUGUCGUUAAAUGUUCUACAGGCUGUUCAGUUCGAAAUUAUGUCACUGAAAAUGACGGUUCUUAUUUCUUCAAUAAAAUGGCUGCCAACCGCAAACCAUCGGAAUUGCGCGAAAUCGCCACUCUGGUAGCGAAAUUGCCCGCAAGUGCCAUCAAUUUGGGAGUUGGCUAUCCUGAUGUAAACACUUUUCCGUUCAAUGGCAUCAGUUUUGAACUAGUCACCGGUGAGUGUAUUAAACUCAGUGAUAAAGAAUUAGCUGUUGCUUUGCAGUAUUUACCUUCUUUGGGGUAUAAUCUACUGUUAAAUAAGUUGAAAGAAAUACAAGAUUAUUUCCAUGGACCUCAAGACUGGAACACUAGAGGCAUCUUGAUAACGUGCGGAGCACAAGAAGGUUUAUCAAAAUCAGUUGAUAUGUUUAUGCAGCACGGCGAUCCUGUCAUUGUACCACAACCCGCUUACGCGCAAGCCCUAGACUUGUUCAGAGCAUACGAGCCGGACUUUAUUCGUAUCAGCCAAGACGCCAAUGGGGUCGUAGUGGACGAAAUGCAAAAUGCUCUGAAGACGAGAAAACUGAAUAAUCAACCAAUGCCAAAAGUCAUGUACUUGAAUCCAACCGGAUCGAAUCCCGCCGGCAAUGUGAUUGCCGAUAGCAGAAAACGUGAAAUUUACCAGUUAGCUUGCCAGUACAACAUAGUCAUACUCGAAGACGAUCCAUAUUAUUUUUUAAAUUUUCUCGAAAAAAAUCCAGCUAGUUUUCUGUCGAUGGACACCGAGGGUCGUGUGAUCCGGCUAGAUUCGUUUUCCAAAGUGAUGAGCUCCGGCCUACGCCUCGGAUUUGCCACCGGAUCGGCCAGUUUCAUACGGAAAAUGGAGUUGGCCAUGCAAAAUUCGUCGUUGCACCCAUCGUCCUUGUCGCAGAUUAUGGCGUACAAAUUACUCGUGCAAUGGGGAAUCGAAGGACUCAAAUUGCAUUUUGAACGUGUCAAAAAGUAUUACAGACAAAAGAGAGAUCACAUGCUCCGGGCAGUAGAACAAAAUCUCAGUGGACUAGCGGAAUGGUAUGAACCCACCGGCGGAAUGUUCCUAUGGUUGAAAAUCAAAGGUCUGGAAGAUACCAGACAUCUGGUGACAUCGACAUGUCUGGCAAAAAUGGUGAUAUUCGCUCCUGGAUUUGCUUUUGCGACCGACACGAAAAAACCAUCGCCUUAUAUUCGGAUUUCUUACUCGGUCGCGUCUACCGAAGAAAUCGACAAAGGAAUAGCUUUGUUGGCUGAAGCUAUUCGCGAAGAACUCAAAAGUAUAAAGACACAGUGAAGAACUUUGCAAAUGAUGACUGGUUUAUCAGUUUCCUUUUAUUAUUUUAGUAGUUUCAAUGUACUAUUAUAGUUUACUUCUUUGAAAUAAAAAAA